AAAAAAGUUGUUUAUUGCAAUGUCUCUUUUUUUACUUUCAUCAAACUGGACAGUCCUUAAAGAUGAAUAUGGUUCGGACUAUUUUUACCACCCUUUCGCUGAUAAAGCCGCUUUCGUAGAUACUUUAACUAACGAAAAAGACAAGGAGACCCAAGCCAUGGCUAUGCCUAUAGAAGAGGAGGUUAUCAAAGGUUCCUUUUGCGUUGAAGUUAUGUUCGCUAAUAUGCCUGAAGAGGACAUUUAUUACUUCAGCGUGUCAACUAAUAAAGGAGAGAAGUUAAUUCAGCGUUAUAAAUCUAACAUCAAACGAAAAACGGAUUCUCCGCAUUGGGGCGAGGUCUUUGACGUUCUGAUUGACAAUUGCCGUGUGAUGUUGUUUACUGUGUGGAAGACCUCAAAGUAUAAGCCCAAAGUUGCGGGCCAGUGCAUUUUUUCCAUUAAGCAAUUUUGUGAUUACAAGUACAAUCGACUGCUUUAUAAAUUAAAUCCAGCGGGAGAAUUAAAGUUUACUAUUCAACGAAACUCGGUUAACACGCUUCUUCGGAGGAGAGUGGAUUUCUCGUUAUGUCCCGAAGAUGAUCGGGUCUUUGGCGCGCCCAUGAUUGCUUCAGAAUACACCUCUUAUGUACCUUCGUUUGUGGUCGCUGCUAUACAGGUUAUCGAACAACGUGGUCUGCGCGCGUUGGGGAUCUAUCGAGUAAGCGGAUCAGCCCUGGAAGUUAAAAAGGCACAAGCAGAAGUCGUGCGAGCAUGCAAAAACCAAAAGAACUUAUAUCACGUUUUGGAUCCGUUUGACGUAAAUUGCACUGCAACCUUAUUAAAAACAUUUUUCCGGAGUCUGCCAUCCAGCCUUCUUGGAGAAGUGGUUUUUGAGGGCCUCGGCGCUCUGCUUCAGGGCAACUCUGCAAGAGAGACAAAGCUCAACGAAGAAACGGCUCAAAUUCUAGCAACCAUCAUCUCAGGGUUGGACAUCAUCAACGUGUCUACGGCCGUUUUCCUCUUCGACCAUCUGCUACACGUGGCUGAGCAAGGCGAGGCCAAUAAAAUGACUAUAAGUAACUUGUCCAUUGUGUUCGGGCCCACGCUGUUCCCGCAGACUUCGGGUGCAAUGACCAUGCGUUCCGGGCUGCAAGGAAGCGCGACCCAAGGUAAAAUAGUUGCUGUAAUCCUCCACAACUGGCCUACCAUCCGUGAAAUCGUGAUAGAAAAAUCGAGUCUACUUUGCGGUCCAGAAAUCAACAGGUAGCCAAGAAAAAUAUGCAUUGACGAAGUAACAAGCCUUUAAUAGAAUAAAACCGAAAAAAAAGUAAAAGACACAGUUAACUUAGCACACU
Messenger RNA from Zophobas morio, 1334 nucleotides. RefSeq names its product breakpoint cluster region protein-like. The record is from RefSeq and is a predicted model, not a curated record. NCBI's taxonomy places the organism in Eukaryota, Metazoa, Arthropoda, Insecta, Coleoptera, Tenebrionidae. The transcript is spliced from 13 exons. Gene Ontology annotation, cellular component: cytoplasm. Bases 20 to 1246 code for a protein of 408 amino acids. Gene Ontology annotation, biological process: regulation of GTPase activity; signal transduction.